CAUAACCUCUAUCUUCGUUAUAAGAUCUCUUUAUUCACAUCUCUUAAAAGUAUCCGACUGUACACUAGAGUUCCUAUUCCGAUCACCGUCUCCAUUCAAGCGAUAUAAGUACUAUGACCCCGAAGGUUUUUCUCACCGGAGGCACGGGUUACAUCGGCGGCUCCGUACUUCAUACCAUCGUCACCGCCCAUCCCGAAUAUGAUGUGACCGUGCUUCUUCGCAAAGUCCCGGGCGCCUUCUCGUCCACUUAUCCUAAGGUCAAGAUCGUCCAAGGCGACUACGACAGCUUCGAUGUACUUGCAGAAGAAGCUUCCAAGGCCGAUAUCGUUGUCCACAACGGUAAUUCCGACCACGAGCCGUCCCUGAGCGCUAUCAUAACCGGCCUCCUCAAGCGCUCUUCUCCGGGCUUCCUGCUUCACCUGUCGGGUACUGGCAUUGUCUCCGACUGGGCGGAUCCCACCUAUCUCGGAAAGCUCAAUCCAAAGAUCUGGUCCGAUAUCGACGAUCUCGGCGAGAUCAGCUCUCUGCCUGAACAUGCACUCCACCGCAACACGGAGAAAAUGCUCAAUGCGACUAUAGCCGACCACAGCGAUAAGGUGAACAUCGCCAUCAUGUGCCCACCGGAUAUCUAUGGCAGGGGCAGGGGCAGGGGCCUUGCGAAGACUUGGAGUGCUUUCGUGCCUUUCUUUGUGAAGGAGAGCAUGGGGCUGGGCGGCAAGGUGUUCUAUUAUGGCGAAGGCAUGAACACCAGAAGCUGGGUACACAUUGACGAUCUCAUGAUUGUGUAUCUCAAGGUCGUAGAAGCUGCCGCCGCCGGUGGUGGCGGUUUUGGUUGGGGGAAAGAAGGCUACUACUUCGCCGGCACACAAGAAGUCUCCCACAUCGAAGUUGCCAAAGCCUCCGGCAAGAUUCUCAAGAAGCACGGGGUGAUCAAGGAUGAGGAACCGGUUCAAGUCUCGACCGAGCAGCUCGAUGCUAUGAUGAAAUUACCGCGGUUUCCGAAGCUGGCUCGGUAUAUGUUUGCGUCGAACUCGCGCACGCGGCCGCAUAGAGCGGAGAAAUUGUUCGGCUACAAAGGCACUGCGCCGACGCUGUUGGAAUCUUUGGAAGAGGAUAUUAUGCAGGCUGUGAAAAGCUUGUAGACUGGUCGUGGACCUGUGACUGCAAUGCACAGCACGUCCUUAGCCGCCGAACUAGAAUUUUGUCGCUCCUUCCAGAACAGUCUCGGAUGGUGACACGGUCCGGUCACGCGUACCGUUUUCUUUGCCCAAGGGAAUGGCUGUGGAAAUGGUUGGCUCCUAUUCGUUAAGGCUG
This is a messenger RNA of Trematosphaeria pertusa, 1314 nucleotides long. RefSeq names its product NAD(P)-binding protein. The record is from RefSeq and is a predicted model, not a curated record. The coding region runs from base 114 to 1142 and encodes 342 amino acids. Lineage: Eukaryota; Fungi; Ascomycota; Dothideomycetes; Pleosporales; Trematosphaeriaceae. The transcript has 4 exons.